AUGGAGCCUUCGAUAGAAGUAGAGGCUGCUGGCUUGCGUGUGCGCCUCUCUUGUUUGGAGUUUGAGAACAUGCGACACAAGCGUGGGGAAUGGACCGAGAAUAUGCUCAACUUUGCUAUGGUGAUGAUUGCAAGGGAGAAGCUGACCGCGGAGCAGCUUUCGAGAGUUGUAAUCAUCCCCAUGAUGACCAGCUGCGCUGAGUAUUUUGACAAACUGGCGGCUGGUGAUGAGGAGAGUGCGGGAGAGGUGGACAACCUGGGGCACGUUGGGGACGCUGCUGAGGACACGGGUGCCCCGCCCGUUAUUGACGCGGAAAUAGUCGCGUUGGGGGCCAUGCUUGCUGAGGGCGCACGAAUAGGUCUGGCCAACGAGCAUCAGAGCGUAACGGAUGGGGAGCGUCAGAUGAUGGAUAGAGAGGAACCACCUUUCCAGAGGAGGAGUGCGCGCGAGAUCUUGCGUGGAAUGAGGGAGGCGCAGCAGAGGGCACCAGAGGAUAAGACCGAGCGUCGCGGAUCGGAGGCCCUACAACAGAGGGGGGAGGGGGAGAGGAUGGAGGAGUUAGCAAUGGGUUUUGAGGCAGUGCACCGCCCGGUCGAGAAUGAUGAACAGGAGCAGGGGCAGGGUAUGGACAUGAGGCAAGGGAGUCCGAAUGUCGUAGGCGAAUUGGAUGCAGAGGUUCAGAGAGCGGAACGCGAGAAUAGGGUGGUGUAUCAGAGGCGGGAGGCAAGAACAAAGAGGAGGUAUGAUCAGGGGCGGGAAGCACGCGAGGGGGAAGAGGCGAAUCAGAGGGUGGAACAGAAGCGUAUGAGGCUCGAGGACGAGGAGCGAGAGGAGCGUGCGAUGGAGGGGGACAGGGAGAGGGAGGAACGGGAGCGGAAGAGGGAGGAAGAAAAUGAGAGGGAGGAAGAGAGGAAAGUGGAGGAGAAGCGGCAGAGGGAGGAGGAAGAGCGGAAGAGGGAGGAGGAGAAGGCUGAGCGCGAACAGGAGGAGAAGCGGCAGAAGGAGGAAGAGCGGAAGAGGGAGGAGGAGAAGAAGGCUGAGCGCGAACAGGAGGAUAAGCGACAGAGGAAGGAGGAAGAGCGGAAGAGGGAGGAGGAGAAGGCUGAGCGCGAACAGGAGGAGAAGCGGCAGAAGGAGGAAGAGCGGAAGAGGGAGGAGGAGAAGAAGGCUGAGCGCGAACAGGAGGAGAAGCGACAGAGGGAGGAGGAAGAGCGGAAGAGGGAGGAGAAGAAGGCUGAGCGCGAACAGGAGGAGAAGCGCCAGAGAGAGGAUGAAGAGCGGCAGAGGGAGGAGGCGAGCAGGGUGGAGCGCGAAAAGGAGGAGAAGCGACAGAGGGACGAGGAAGAGCGGAAGAGGGAGGAGAAAAAGUUGGCGCGCGAAUAG
This is a messenger RNA of Closterium sp. Naga37s-1, 1383 nucleotides long. Lineage: Eukaryota; Viridiplantae; Streptophyta; Zygnematophyceae; Desmidiales; Closteriaceae. The record is from the annotation of a GenBank genome assembly.